This is a messenger RNA of Aspergillus tanneri, 1068 nucleotides long. RefSeq names its product isopenicillin N synthase family dioxygenase. NCBI's taxonomy places the organism in Eukaryota, Fungi, Ascomycota, Eurotiomycetes, Eurotiales, Aspergillaceae. The transcript has 2 exons. The coding region runs from base 1 to 1068 and encodes 355 amino acids. The record is from RefSeq and is a predicted model, not a curated record.
AUGGUCAGCCAGGAUACCGUCGACCUGCCCGUCAUCGACUUCACAGCUCUCAGCGAAAAGGAUGCAUCGAGCCGCCGCACGCCUGUCUCCAUCGACGAGCGCCGUCGACUCUUCACGGCCCUCCGCGACACCGGCUUUGCAUACCUGAAGCACCCUGGGGUGAACCAGGCUACAUUGGAGGAACUCUUCGCGCAUUCCCGGCGCUUCUUCGCGAAGCCGCUGGACGAAAAGAUGCAAAUCCUCGGCAAGCUUGACAAGGGCCGUGGCCCAAGCCAGGGCUACUCCAACCCGCUCAAGCUGGCGCACAAUCCGCAGACCUCGGACUUAAAGGAGUUCUUCGGCAUGUACCGUGACGAUGACACGGUGAAACCCAAUCAGUGGUUGCCUGAUGCCGAUUCGCAGGCGAUGCGAGUGGAUCUGGUUCGGUUCUUCAACUCGUGCCACGGGGUCAUUCUCGAGCUUCUGAGCGCCCUGGCGGAGGAGGUCGGGCUUGCUGCCGACACGCUGCAUCCGUUUAUCAGCGAGAAGAAUCAUUUUAUUGCCUGUUUGCAUUAUCCAGCAACGGAGCCGGAGUCGUUCCGGACGAGGGUGCGCGCGGCGGCCCACACGGACUACGGAUGUAUGACGCUGUUGUUUAACGACUCGGGCGAGGGGCUACAGGUGCUGCGGAAUAACGGCCAGUACGAGUAUGUUCCCCGCAAGGAUGACUGUGCGGUCCUGAACGUCGGCGAUCUUCUCUCCCGAUUCUUCAACGGUAUUCUGCCAUCAACCAUGCACCGGGUCGUGGAGCCACCGUCCACAAGGAACGGCUCGUCCACUGACCAGGUCCCCGAUCGCUACUCGAUUGCCUUCUUCGGGCACUUCAACCUGGAUCUGCUGGUAAAGCCCCUUGAUGUGCUGGUAUCAGCGACGAACCCGGCCCAGUUCGAGCCUGUGGUGGCUGGCGAGCAUGUCAAGGCGCGCGUGAAGCAGUUGCAUGUUGCAGGGCAUAGUCUAACGGAGGACGAGAAGCACGUCGAGAACCGAGCUGCUGGGGCGCAGCCGGCAAUUGCGAGUGUGUCGGCGUGA